ACUUGAUGCUAUACCCAGAUAUCCAAACAAUUACUACAGCAACGUACCAUCACUUCAUUCAAGACAUCUUCAAAUGCAGAAGGUUUCAUUUUAUAUGACCCUACUACCCACAUGCCUGGGUUAACCUCGUGCCUAACCAGCUCAGCUCAAACAGAUUGCCUACAUUGGUAGGUAGCUGGUGACCAGCCUCAUUACACUGGUGCGCGGACCAGGGCUGUUCGUUACCGCCUGCAUAAAAUUUGCCAGGGAAGACACUACUACCAUGUGUAAGAGAAGACCAUGGGGAAAGAAAGAUACUGCAGCGAUUGUCAUCUCAUCUUCGAGUCGCUUCAUGAGCGAACCCGACAUGCCUUCAGCACUGGCCACAUGAGCGAUCGCAGCUGCAUCCCCUGUUCCAGGGUCUUCUACACACCUCGUGGUCUCGAUGCACAUAAGAACUCACACCAGAAUCAUCAGGCAAGGCGCGACGUUGACGAACCCGUUUCAGACCUUACUAGCGGCGCAGCGUGCACAUCAAGCCAGAUAGUUCACAUAGAAACAGCGAUAACUUCUCUCACCGAGUUAACCAUGACUGAGCCUCUCCCUCGCCAUUUCCUUCCCAGUUGGUGGGCUCAAAGCGGUGACUUGGAGGCAGCGCUUCAGCAACGACCUGACCAUGGAUACUCGUGGGCGUCGCCAGUGCUGAACGUGUCCGUGUACCCACUUCUCAAAUCACAGCUACUCGACAGCGAGCGCCGCAAGUCCGAUGGCUUCCCUGUCCCUCUGUCAGUAUUUCAAUACGGACAGAACAUGCGAGGCAACGAAGUGAACAGGAAUAACACACCACUACCUCCACCGGAAGCUGGCAGUCGCCCUGGGUUCAAGACGUACGCCGCCCUAGUUAUCGACUGUGAGAUGGUCGAGCUGGAGGAUCAUGUCCAGGACCUGGUCAGCGUCUCAGUCGUGGACUUCCUCAGCGGUAGCGUUGUGCUGAACACCUUGGUCCAGCCAGUCGGCCGUGUCAAGAAUUGGGUUACCCGCAUCACCGGCGUGACCCCGGCUGUUCUGCGCGACGCGAGGAGUAAAUCAGAGGUGCUGCUGCAGGGAUGGCCAGAGGCGCGCGCAAGGAUCUUCGCCGUCGCGGACUCGGACACUAUCUUCAUAGGCCACGCGCUGCCAAACGAUCUCAAGAUCCUGCGCAUCGCCGCCCGGAACGUUGUCGAUUCCACGGUCCUACUAGCGCAAGCUGCGUUCGGGUCCGUUGAGAGAUUUCCGCGCCGCUGGGCCCUCAAAAUCGCGUGCAAGGAGCUCAUGGAUGUGAAUAUCCAGGCGAGUCGUAAACCGCACAGCCCGCUGGAAGAUACUCUUGCGACGCGCGAAUUGGUCGUCUGGUGCCUGAUACAUCCGUCGAGUUUGCUUGAGUGGGGGAAUAAAGCUCGGAUCGAGUAUGAGAAGGAGAAGAAAGAGCGCGACGAGAAAAGGGCCGAGGCCCAAAGGAAGGCGGCAGAAGAGAGGAGGAUGAAGAUACUGGAAGAAGAGGCGAAGGAGGAGGAGCAGAAGAGAUGCGAACACGCGGCUCUCAGCGCGGGAUUGAGCAAAGAACCAGAUAUUGUCGUGGAAGCUUAGACAUAGGAGACGAGGGGUUUGGCUGGCCUUUUAACCAAUGAAUACUAGCAUCAGAGAGUGGGAAGCCAGACCUAGAGCAACAGAUAGAAAUGGCCAUGAUCUCCUUUCUAUAAGUCAACAUUAGCAAGCAUUCUAUAUUACGUAUGUUUUCAAACCGAAACAGUCCCCAGACUUCCAAUUCUCCCUACUAU
Xylaria bambusicola is the source of this 1796-nucleotide messenger RNA. Its product is annotated as ribonuclease H-like domain-containing protein. The transcript has a single exon. The record is from RefSeq and is a predicted model, not a curated record. Gene Ontology annotation, molecular function: nucleic acid binding; exonuclease activity. NCBI's taxonomy places the organism in Eukaryota, Fungi, Ascomycota, Sordariomycetes, Xylariales, Xylariaceae. Gene Ontology annotation, biological process: ribosomal large subunit assembly; rRNA processing. Bases 280 to 1605 code for a protein of 441 amino acids. Gene Ontology annotation, cellular component: nucleus.